AUGACUAUGAAGAGUGAUCUCAGUGAAGUGUUAGAACUAGAAAAUAAAAUAACUUCACAUGAAGCCUACGGAAACUCAUAUAAAUGGUCUCCUAGAGAUUUUGAACUGGGCUCAGCAUUAGGACAAGGUAAAUUUGGGCAUGUUCAUGUCGCUAGAGAGAAGAAGACUGGUUAUUUAGUCGCAAUCAAAGCUUUAUUCAAAUCACAAAUUAUGAAGUCUAAAUGUGAAAGACAAGUUCUGAGAGAAAUUGAAAUACAAUCACAUUUAAAACAUCCAAAUAUUUUACGUUUACUGACAUGGUUCCAUGAUGAAAGACGAAUCUACCUCGUAGUGGAAUUUGCCGCAGGUGGAGAACUAUAUAAACAUUUGACAAAUUCACAUGAAGGCAGGUUUCCAGAAAGUAAAGCAGCUAAAUAUAUUUAUCAGGUAGCAGAUGCAGUUGAGUACUGCCACCAACACCAUGUAAUACACAGAGACAUCAAACCAGAGAAUAUCUUGGUAGCUUUCAAUGGUGAUCUAAAGUUAGCGGACUUUGGUUGGUCGGUCCAUGCUCCAUCAGAACGACGUAAGACAAUGUGUGGUACACUUGAUUAUCUACCACCGGAAAUGAUUAGACGUGAAGUUUAUGACGUAUCUGUCGACCACUGGUGUAUUGGUGUGCUACUUUAUGAGUUCUUAGUGGGGAAGCCACCGUUUGAAAGUGAGGGACAAGACAAGACGUAUGCAAAGAUUCUCACACUUGACAUGACGUAUCCAGAUUAUGUACCUGAAGGAGCUAAAGAUCUUAUUUCUAAGCUUCUACGACAUUCAAGCAAAGAAAGAUUGUCACUUGACAGAGUGAAAAAACAUUACUGGGUACAACAAUUUCAAAAUGUAUAAUAAUUGUUAAAACUGAAUAUAUAAUGUUUUAUUUUA
Molecule: messenger RNA, 915 nt
Organism: Melitaea cinxia (Glanville fritillary)
Lineage: Eukaryota; Metazoa; Arthropoda; Insecta; Lepidoptera; Nymphalidae
Gene: aurB
Product: aurora kinase B
Exons: 6
Coding region: 1-879 (292 amino acids)
Biological process (GO): mitotic spindle organization; regulation of cytokinesis; protein phosphorylation
Cellular component (GO): chromosome passenger complex; spindle pole centrosome; spindle midzone
Molecular function (GO): protein kinase activity; ATP binding
Source: RefSeq, a predicted model, not a curated record